This is a messenger RNA of Lolium rigidum, 2110 nucleotides long. RefSeq names its product probable alkaline/neutral invertase F. NCBI's taxonomy places the organism in Eukaryota, Viridiplantae, Streptophyta, Magnoliopsida, Poales, Poaceae. Gene Ontology annotation, biological process: sucrose catabolic process. Bases 217 to 1881 code for a protein of 554 amino acids. The record is from RefSeq and is a predicted model, not a curated record. Gene Ontology annotation, molecular function: endo-alpha-N-acetylgalactosaminidase activity; sucrose alpha-glucosidase activity. The transcript has 5 exons.
GCGAGAUUUCGAAGCUGCGGCAGCAGCAGGAGAAAAAGGAAGGUCGACGCUCAUUUCGCGCCCUCCCUAUAAAUACACCCAGCUCCAAUGCCGUCUCCUCCCCGCGCCCGCGCACUACACCCCCACUCCGCCGCCUCCUCCUCCGUCUGCCCGAUCCGACGCCGCACUCAUUCCCCCACGGAGCUUAACUGAAACAGUUGACCAAAACGUGGAAUCAUGAAGAGAGUCUCAUCGCAUGUCUCCAUUGCGUCAGAGGCUGAGAUCAAUCUCGAUCUCUCACGGUUACUAAUUGACAAGCCAAGGUACACGCUGGAGCGGAAGAGGUCAUUUGAUGAGCAGUCAUGGAGCGAGCUCACCCACACCCAUCGGCAAAACGAUGGCUUUGAUAGUGUAAUGCAGUCACCUGCAUUCCGCACUGGGUUUGACUCACCGUUCUCAAUGGGAACACACUUUGGUGAGCCAAGUGGGCCACACCCCCUUGUGAAUGAAGCAUGGGAGGCACUCAGGAAAUCUGUAGUGUAUUUUCGGGGCCAACCAGUUGGUACAAUUGCUGCGGUAGAUCAUGCAUCCGAAGAAGUGCUCAAUUAUGAUCAGGUUUUUGUCCGGGAUUUUGUUCCUAGUGCAUUAGCUUUUCUAAUGAAUAACGAGCCCGAAAUAGUGAAGAACUUUCUGUUGAAAACUCUCCACUUGCAAAGCUCAGAAAAAAUGGUAGACCGGUUCAAGCUUGGAGCAGGAGCAAUGCCUGCAAGUUUCAAGGUGGACCGUAAUAAAAGCAGAAACACUGAAACAUUAGUUGCAGAUUUUGGUGAGAGCGCGAUUGGCAGGGUGGCACCAGUGGAUUCUGGAUUUUGGUGGAUUAUUCUGCUCCGGGCUUAUACAAAGUAUACUGGAGAUGCUAGUUUGUCAGAAUCUCCUGAUUGUCAGAAGUGCAUGAGACUGAUACUGAAUCUCUGCUUAUCUGAGGGAUUCGAUACUUUCCCAACUCUGCUCUGCACAGAUGGGUGCUCAAUGAUCGAUCGUCGAAUGGGUAUAUAUGGUUAUCCUAUUGAGAUCCAAGCUCUGUUCUACAUGGCAUUAAGAUGUGCUCUCCAAAUGCUUAAGCCAGAUGGUGAAGGGAAGGACUUCAUUGAGAAGAUAGGGCAACGGCUGCAUGCAUUAACCUACCACAUGAGAAACUACUUCUGGCUGGACUUCCCACAUCUAAACAAUAUCUAUAGAUACAAAACAGAGGAGUACUCCCACACUGCUGUGAAUAAAUUCAAUGUCAUCCCAGAUUCAAUCCCUGAUUGGGUGUUUGAUUUCAUGCCAUGCCGGGGAGGCUACUUUCUUGGCAACGUCAGCCCUGCCAUGAUGGACUUCAGGUGGUUUGCUCUUGGAAACUGUAUUGCCAUUAUAUCAUCUCUGGCUACUCCUGAGCAGUCAUCAGCAAUAAUGGAUCUGAUCGAGGAGAGGUGGGAUGAACUAGUGGGCGAGGUGCCUCUGAAGAUUUGUUAUCCUGCAAUUGAGAACCAUGAAUGGAGAAUAAUUACUGGCUGCGACCCCAAGAAUACCCGGUGGAGUUAUCAUAAUGGAGGAUCAUGGCCAGUUCUUCUGUGGCUGCUGACUGCAGCCUGUAUCAAGACCGGGCGGCCACAAAUGGCGAAGCGCGCCAUCGAGCUCUCCGAGGCUAGGCUUCUGAAGGAUGGCUGGCCCGAGUACUAUGACGGCAAGCUGGGAAAGUUUGUAGGUAAGCAGGCCAGGAAGUUCCAAACAUGGUCCAUUGCAGGCUACCUGGUAGCCCGGAUGAUGCUGGAGGACCCGUCAACGCUCAUGAUGAUCUCCAUGGAGGAAGACCGGCCUGUGAAGCCGACAAUGAGGCGGUCGGCGUCGUGGAAUGCCUGAAAGGCUGGGUGGUUGUUUCUUAAGAUAUUUCUUUUACUUCAAUGGUUGGUUCGGCAGAAAAAAGGUCCGGACUUGGUUGUAAUUGAACUCUGUCAGUUAGGACAGAAGUGUAUACGGCAGAUGAUCGAUCCUAGAAGCUACACUGCAUUUUCUUACUGUCAAACCUUUGAUUUUGCUAUUAAACCAGCAAGCGAAGAUUCUACUUUGGUGAUACCUCAAAUCGAUUUAA